AUGCAUGCAAAAAUAGGUGUCGCUGGUGCUGGUGUCGCUGGUGCUGGUGUCGCUGGUGCUGGUGUCGCUGGUGCUGGUGUCGCUGGUGCUGGUGUCGCUGGUGCUGGUGUCGCUGGUGCUGGUGUCGCUGGUGCUGGUGUCGCUGGUGCUGGUGUCGCUGGUGCUGGUGUCGCUGGUGCUGGUGUCGCUGGUGCUGGUGUCGCUGGUGCUGGUGUCGCUGGUGCUGGUGUCGCUGGUGCUGGUGUCGCUGGUGCUGGUGUCGCUGGUGCUGGUGUCGCUGGUGCUGGUGUCGCUGGUGCUGGUGUCGCUGGUGCUGGUGUCGCUGGUGCUGGUGUCGCUGGUGCUGGUGUCGCUGGUGCUGGUGUCGCUGGUGCUGGUGUCGCUGGUGCUGGUGUCGCUGGUGCUGGUGUCGCUGGUGCUGGUGUCGCUGGUGCUGGUGUCGC
This is a messenger RNA of Mesorhabditis belari, 443 nucleotides long. The record is from the annotation of a GenBank genome assembly. Lineage: Eukaryota; Metazoa; Nematoda; Chromadorea; Rhabditida; Rhabditidae.